AUGAGUAUGGCUACUCUACUGUGUAUGGGUGAAAUUAAGAUGAAUGAUAAUAUGAAUAGCUUAAACCAAGACCUAUACCGACUAACAUAUUUCACAAAAAAUACAGUAGAUACAUUUGACUUUGGGAUGUGUUUGUAUUUCCAGGCAAUUUAUACCGUUGUUCAUUUUUAUCCUAUGAGUCUGGAACAUGAAUCCGCCUAUGUCUUUACGGAUAUUGCUAGUGUAAAGAUACCCACACAACGGGCUGAUAUCAUAAACACAUUACUGGAGCUCGAUAUAAUCAUCCGACUUGCUCAUUUAGAUAAUACUUUAUGUAAACAUGUUCAAAAUAUAAUUAUGUAUAGCCCUACUAUACCCUGUGAAAUGUUAGAAUUCAAGACCAAACAAUAUAAUCCAACGAAGCAUAAUAGAAGCAAUUUUACGGAGACAAAGUUUCCUGCCAGUUAUGCAGAACAGUAUGAGUUGUUGUCAUCAAAGUGUGACGCAAUCUUGUUGGAUAUUCUACUAUUUAUUGGCCUUCUUACGCGUAUCAUGUCUUUUUCUUUCAUCUACUUAUAUUCCCAGAGUAUGACAGCACCAAGCGACCAGACAUUAAUAUUUGAUACCGAACAGCAAAUCCCUAUUUAUGGUCUGGUAAAAGCACAAAAUCGUCUCCCGUCAGAAAAGGUAGUGUCCCAUCAGAGAAUGUCGUCCUCUAAUAUUAGCGUUCUUAUAAUAAAUUAA
Messenger RNA from Phycomyces blakesleeanus NRRL 1555(-), 723 nucleotides. RefSeq lists its product as hypothetical. The transcript has 4 exons. The record is from RefSeq and is a predicted model, not a curated record. NCBI's taxonomy places the organism in Eukaryota, Fungi, Mucoromycota, Mucoromycetes, Mucorales, Phycomycetaceae. The coding region runs from base 1 to 723 and encodes 240 amino acids.